CAGCCUAUCGAUAAGGUUCAGUUAGCCAAGGUGGAGGAUGGGAACAGAAUGGAGCUGUCCCAGCUACUCAAUGAGAUCAGGGCACACUAUGAAAAGCUCCUCACCAGAAAUCAGAUAGAGACCGUGCUCUCAACAAGGAUCCAGCUAGAAGAAGAUAUAAGCAAAAAAAUGGACAAAGAUGAAGAGGCUUUAAAGGCUGCUCAAGCAGAACUCAAGGAAGCCCGUCGCCAGUGGUACCACCUGCAAGUGGAAAUUGAAUCUCUCCAUGCUGUGGAAAGGGGCCUUGAACACUCCCUACACGCCAGCGAGCAACAUUACCAGACGCAACUGCAAGACUUAGAGGCCGUGAUUGAAAGACUAGAAAAAGAGCUACAGGAAGUAAGGCGUGGCAUCGAAAAGCAGCUUCAAGAGCAUGAGAUGCUUCUCAACACAAAGAUGAGGCUAGAACAAGAAAUAGCAACUUAUCGCCGCCUCCUAGAAAAGGAAGAAAUCAGAUAUUAUGGUUGUAUCCAAGGUGAGAAAAAAGAAGAAAAACCUACCACAAGUAGAGUUGGUUUUGUUUUACCUUCAGCCAUUAUAAAUGAAAUAUCUUUUUCAACGAAAGUCCCACAAAAGUAUGAGAAUGAAAAAGUGGAAACAGUGACCAAACAGGCAAUAUUAAAUGGAAAUAUCGUGAAGGAAAGCACUGAAGCUCAUGGCACUAUUCAGACAGAGAAAGUGGAUGAAGUUAUCAAAGAAUGGGAAGGUUCCUUCUUUAAAGAUAACCCUCGCUUAAGGAAAAAAUCUGUUUCUCUUCGAUUUGACCUUCAUUUAGCAGCCACCGACGAAGGGUGUUUACAGACUAAGCAGGAUAAUCUGCCAGACAUAGAAGUCAGGCUUAUCAUGAGAAGAUCAUGCAGUAUCCCCUCUAUCAAACCUCCAUCAGCAGCUAACUAACCCAAAGACAGGAUGUGACUUGAUUUGAAAAUGACAUUGGGAUAGACCAAGGUGGGCCAUGCUGACUGCCUUCUGUCCCAAAAUGUAAGUUAUUAAGUACAUGUGUUAUGAUCUAUGUGUGAUUCUCUUCAGAAAAAAGAAAAGUAAAGGACAAAAUUUCUCUGAACCUAAUUAUGGGUAUAUUUUUUGGAGAGGGGAAGCUUAAAAAUAAAAUCAGAAAUUCAGUAGAGUUUCUAUUUUAUUCAUUCUUCAAAUAGUCUUCUUUUUCCCUGGAAAUUUUAUCAGAGAUUAUACACAUGAAGAUGGCUUAGCAAAGUCUUUGAAAUUUCACUCUAUGGCUGAAUACUCUAAGGAAAAGGGAAGUUUGUUUAAAUAUGAUUGUAUUAUCUUAAGAAUCAUACUGAGUUAUUCAUCAUUAUCUGAUGACCGGUUCUAUCUCAAAAGAUUUUUCUACUUAAAAAAGAAAGCAAUUAGAAACAAACUUUUAAAUAGGACUCACUAUUUACUUAACCAAAAUUUUUCCUUUGAGACAAUCAUUGGCACACUUAGAAAAAUAAGUUUCCACGAGCAGUUCUGAGCAAACUAUAGAGUAUGCCCCAGGGCUAAUUGACGAUUGAGUUAAUCUUCAUCUGAAAGUUUUUGUAAUCAUUAUCUGACUUCCAGAAGAGUUUACUUUAUUCAAAGAAGUUUCAAUGUUGUGUCCUCCCCCACAGAAAAUCAGAAGGCCAGCUGCACACACAAAACAAGAAAUUACUACAAUUACUAAAACAGAGCUAUCUCACCUCUCACCAUCCCAACUUUCCCAUCUGUAAAGUUCAAUGUGAUUAAUUUGAGUAUUUGAUGUGAGCAUUAGAUAAGAUAUUCUAUAAAGUAUUACAAAUAUUUCUUGCAAUCAUUUGUGUGAAUUAAGAUAACAGUAUUGUUGUCCAAGCUAAGAGUAUUUGCAAGAUUUAUGUUUUUAAAUUGUUCAAACUGUAAUAAAUAUGGACAGAAAAUAUAUUUGUGAAUAAGUAUUGUUGCAAAGAUUUUUAAACAACCUAAUUUGUUUAAUACAGGUAGAUUUAUUUUAAGACCUUAAAUAAUAAAUACCUGUUUUAAAACAUUAGAAAUUUAUAAGCUAUUAAUUUUUUUCUAAGCAGAAAAAAUGUUGAGUACAACUCACCAUACUUUUUUUCCAAGCUAAAGGGCUACAGCUAUGUUAACAUUUCAGUACAGCCUUUGCCCCCAAUCUCUCUCUCUCCUUUAUUUCAACCAGAAGAAAACUGCAUAUUUUAACUAGAAGAAAAUUAUGUUAAGUAAUCUUUAACAUAAUACAGGGAUAUAAAAUUUUAGAUUUUCUUUCAAUUACUUCAGAUUCCUUUUAGCUUGGCUUUUUCUAUUUAGUGAAAGGGAUGAUUUUGUUCUGUCAAGGAUAUAGCAGCAUGCUAAGUGCUUAGACUUGCAUAAGCAUCUGACCUAAAAUACAUCCUCUGUGUAAAAGUGUUUUCAUUCAAUAUUAGUUAAAUGCUACUAACUUUAUUAAAGCUUUGAAAAGUGCAAUCAUAUAAGCUACUGUACUAAAGUUACUGUAGGAAGCAACAGUAAUCAUAAUAAAACAAUGUAUCUAGUGUAAUCUUUAUGCAGUGUUAAAAACCUAGUGCUGGGCAUCAUGAAUGUACCUGCUUGUUAAGUAAUUCCACUAUGCAGCUAUUGUGUGCAUACCAUGUACAUUUUAAAAUACUGUUCUUGAAUUUAUAACAGUUUUCUUUGCUUUGGGACAUUUUAAAUGGGGAUAUGAAUUUACCAAA
This is a messenger RNA of Equus quagga, 2723 nucleotides long. RefSeq names its product keratin 222 (gene KRT222). Gene Ontology annotation, molecular function: structural molecule activity. Bases 49 to 936 code for a protein of 295 amino acids. Lineage: Eukaryota; Metazoa; Chordata; Mammalia; Perissodactyla; Equidae. The record is from RefSeq and is a predicted model, not a curated record. The transcript has 6 exons.